UUUUAUCCAACCCAAACUCAUUGUAUAAGACACAACUUGUUCUUUGCCGAUACUUCAUGUAAGCUUUGCUUUGAUUACAGGUGUUUUAGUUUCUUGCCUGAACUAUGCAGAUUCUGCAAGCCUUAAAUAUUCUUUUACCCAUGGUGAUGUUCAUGCCAACAGUUGGUCACGCUCAAUCCACAGAUUUGGCUGUAUGCACUGCAGUUCAGGGAAUACCAGGAUUACCAGGAUUUCCUGGAAGGGAUGGAAUAAAAGGUGAAAAGGGAGACCCAGGUGAACCAGGUCAAGGAUUAAGGGGUAUUCAAGGCCCUCCAGGAAAAGUAGGCCCAACUGGAGAAAAUGGGAUCCAAGGCCCACCAGGUUUAAAGGGAGACCAAGGCCAAAAAGGAGCUCCUUGUGACGUGAGUCAUGUAGCUGCUUUAGAAAAACAACUUGCCAACAUGCAGAAUAUCUUAUCUGUAUGUCUAAAAGCUUUGCACUUCCUAGGUAGUAUCAAGAAAGCUGGAGAAAAACAUUUUUUCACUGAAGAUAAAACACUGAGCUUUGAGGAUGCCAAGAAAGAAUGUGCAGAUGCUGGCUUGGAACUUGCUUCUCCAAAGACAGAAGUUGAAAACAACGCUAUAAAAGAAAUUGUGAAAAAGUAUGGAAAGAGUGCUUGGCUUUCAAUUUCAGACAAAAUAACUGAAGGUACAUUUGUGCAUCCAGAUGGGCAAGUAAUACAAUAUUCAGACUGGAAUCGAAACGAGCCAAACAAUAGCGGAGGUAAUGAACACUGUGUGGAGAUAAACACAAGUAAUAUGAACUGGAAUGACGUAACAUGUGCAGGGCAGCGGCUUGUUAUCUGUCAGUUUUAAAGCAGUAUUUCACACUGGCAUCAUUGCAGGUUUAUGGACAUUGUUUAUCUGCAAAUUAAAAAAAUAUUGCACUACCAUUAGUAUAGUUUUAUAAGCCAUGUCCAAGACAUAAAAGCAGAACUCAAUUCGUUAGUUGAAAUGUAUCGCUGGUUUAACUCAUGUGCCACAGCUUACUUCACUUUUAUUUUGCUUUAUGACAAACUAUCAACAAUAUGACACAUCUCAACAUGUCAUUAAAGGACUGUAGUGUAUAUUGUUUUCUAACUUAAGAACACCACAUUGGUUUGCAUUCUUCAUUCAUUAGGCAUCAUUUUUCGCUGUAUUUGCAGUUAAUUUGCAGCUUUGCAUUUUGCAUCAACUCUAGAGCUGUGUCUGAAUGUACUUUAAAAAUCACAAAAUGUUGAUCAUGAUAGUUUAAGACUGAGAUAUUAGUAUAAGACAGAGAGAAAGUGAGAUUAACCAAGAAGGAAAUUAAAAAAAACUGUUAACGA
Messenger RNA from Protopterus annectens (West African lungfish), 1345 nucleotides. RefSeq names its product pulmonary surfactant-associated protein D-like. Gene Ontology annotation, cellular component: multivesicular body; rough endoplasmic reticulum. Gene Ontology annotation, biological process: positive regulation of phagocytosis; surfactant homeostasis. The transcript is spliced from 5 exons. NCBI's taxonomy places the organism in Eukaryota, Metazoa, Chordata, Ceratodontiformes, Protopteridae. The record is from RefSeq and is a predicted model, not a curated record. The coding region runs from base 105 to 854 and encodes 249 amino acids.